AUGAAGGAGCAGUCUGUCCAGGCAAACAAUGAGACAUCAGCCUCUUUCAAGUCCUCCCAUGAAUCUGCAGUUGUAGUUCAACCAGCAAAAGUUGCUCCACUCUCUGGACCUUAUGGUUUAGCAGGUUCUGAAAACCCCACAGGCGAAUGGGACGAAUAUUCUUCAUUUGUCAAUGUUGAAGCAUUGGACAUUACAUCUCCUGUUGGUUUCAAUGAGAACGCUUCUCUACUCUACCAAACAGGAUAUGGAUACAACCCUCAAAUGCCAUAUGGACCAUACUCUCCUGCUGCAAGUCCCUUACCUUCAGAGGGACAGUUGUAUUCACCCUAUUACCACCAGCAGGUAGUUCCUCCUAGCAUUCAAUAUAUAUCUUCUCCAACUCAGCCCGACCUCACCAGCCUUGUCGGUGUUGACCAACAAGGUAAUAACAUUGGACCAAGGCCUUCUUACCAUCCUCACCCUAUUGGACCCAAGGUUUUGACGGGUGAAUAUGGUCGGAUUGGUCCAAGCCUGCUGAUACCUACAGACAUUCUUCUCCUCUUUCAUCGGGAGUCACAGAGACAGAGAUCGUUUUACGGUUUUGCAUCUGGUUCAAACUCUUAUAAGCAUAGUGGUGGUCGUGGCCAGGGAUCUAACUAUGUAAGUAGACUAAUUUCUAAUAUGGGAAACCAAGGCUGGAUUGGUGUUGAUAACAUUAGAGAGCGUGGAAGAGUUAGUGAUCCAUCCCUUGGUGAUGGUUAUACUGGUAACUUUGAUAUCCUCAACGAGCAAAAGCGAGGACCAAGGGCUUCAAAGCCCAAGACUCAGGUAUCAGAGGAGCUUGAUUCGUCUGCUGAUACUAAUAAAAAUAACAAAGACAGUCUAAAGGAACCCAAGAGCAACGAUCAUGACUUUGUCACUGACUACAAUGACGCUAAGCUAUUCAUAAUCAAGUCUUACAGUGAAGACAACGUCCACAAGAGCAUCAAAUACAAUGUAUGGGCUAGCACUGCUAAUGGCAACAAAAAGCUUGAUGCUGCUUAUCGUGAGGCCAAGAACGAGAAAGAAUCAUGCCCAGUGUUUCUUCUGUUCUCUGUAAACGCGAGUUCUCAGUUCUGUGGUAUAGCGGAGAUGAUAGGACCUGUGGAUUUUGAGCAGAGCGUUGAUUACUGGCAACAAGACAAAUGGAGUGGACAGUUCCCAGUGAAGUGGCAUAUCAUCAAAGAUGUUUUAAACAGUCAGUUCCGCCACAUUAUAUUGGAAAACAACGACAAUAAGCGUGUCACUAAUAGUCGAGACACCCAAGAAGUGAAACUGGAACAAGGCAUUGAGAUGCUGAAGAUUUUCAAGAACUAUGACGCUGAGACAUCAAUCUUGGAUGAUUUUGAGUUUUAUGAAGAGCGGGAGAAAAUAAGCCAAGACCGGAAUGCAAGAAGACAUCCAAGCUUGCCAUCUGCAGGAGGAGAAGCUGAACAUAAACCUGCUUCUGCUGCAUUGCAGACAGACUUCAUCAAGAACAUGUCGAAGAGUUUUGCGCAGGUUGUUCGCUUGGACGAGGGCAGCAAAGCAUCAUUAUAUGCAACUACUAUACAACCAUAGGCGUCUCUUCUGGCCAAUCAAACUAUGUAGUAAAAAUAAAGAUAAUCAAUUAGCAAGACCAUGUUAUUUAAAUUCCAUAAUGAUCUUUUGUUUGUUCUAAGAAGGGUAUUCAAAUGACAGUUUGCUG
Molecule: messenger RNA, 1705 nt
Organism: Eruca vesicaria subsp. sativa (arugula)
Lineage: Eukaryota; Viridiplantae; Streptophyta; Magnoliopsida; Brassicales; Brassicaceae
Source: the annotation of a GenBank genome assembly